Ostrea edulis (European flat oyster) is the source of this 10106-nucleotide messenger RNA. RefSeq names its product alpha-(1,3)-fucosyltransferase fut-5-like. Gene Ontology annotation, molecular function: alpha-(1->3)-fucosyltransferase activity. The transcript is spliced from 3 exons. NCBI's taxonomy places the organism in Eukaryota, Metazoa, Mollusca, Bivalvia, Ostreida, Ostreidae. Gene Ontology annotation, cellular component: membrane. The coding region runs from base 8896 to 10038 and encodes 380 amino acids. The record is from RefSeq and is a predicted model, not a curated record.
CAUUUUAUUCUUUGUGAAAGUUCCGUUCCACAUCUUUAAAACACGCCGACCAAAGCACUAGUUAUCGUAUGAGAAACUCAACAAGAGAGUAUAUCUACAUGUAUAUUGGAAUUUAAGUUACAUUGUUUACCAGGUAUGACAAACAACAGUCCAUGGAGCCUGUCUGUUCUUGUAGGAUUGUUUGUAGUGAUUCAAGUGCUCGUAUUUUUAAUAUAUCAAUCGGACAUAAAACUUACCAGCGCACCAUUACCAUCCCAGUCGGACGGUAAACACACUGAAAACACAUCAUCAUCCACGAAGAAACUCGAUUUCAAUACACAGAACAGAAGCAAGGGUCUGAGAAUACUUUGGUACAGUAUUCCAUUCUACUUAAGACCACAUGUCAGCCUCUUCAAAUCCAAGCCAUGUACGUGCAACUGUUCAGUUUCUGUGAAUAACGGUGACCUUGCCAAAAGCGAUGUCGUUGUAUUCACUCAAUCAUACAUGCCACAUAAACCACCUCCAAAAGAGAAACACCAUGUCUGGUGUUUUAACACAAUGGAAAAUCUCGCGUUCGCUGGUAAACCAGGACCUCUUUGGAUGGAUAAAUUUGAAUGGAUAAUGUCGUACCGUAGAAAUUCCGAUAUUUCCAGACCCUACGGAAUCAUCAAAAAACGUGAAAAACCUGUCCAAAGAGAUUAUUCACAAGUGUUUAAACAGAAGACCAAACUUGGUGUGUGGAUGUCUGGUCACUGUCCCGUGCCUUCUAAACGAAAACCUUACAUUCAGGAACUGAAAAAGUUUAUGGAGGUCGACAUGCACGGAUCCUGCGGGAUGGGCACCUGUGUCAAAAGAACGCCAUUCGUUACACAGUGUGUACGGAACUUCUCGAGGGAUUAUAAGUUUUAUUUUUCAUUUGAAAAUAAUAUAUGCCACGAUUACACGACUGAGAAAUUCUACAAUUUCUUCAGUACCGAAAAUUUGAACAUUGUUCCAGUGGUUAAUGGACCAUCGAUGGCGAGUGACUAUCUCCCUAAAGGCACAUUUAUAAAUGCUUUAGAUUUCCCUUCGCACAAAGACUUGGCUAAGAAGUUAAAAGAAAUAGGAUCCAAUGAAACUGCUUAUACACAAUUUCUGAAAGAAAAGGACAAAUAUUACGCUUUAACGGAACCAGAGGUGUUCCGAGAAGCAAUGUGCGAUAUAUGUGAGAAAAUACGUAGAGGUCAAAAAAUUCCCACGAGGGCAAAUUUCUGGGAAUUUCAUUAUAAAGAUAGUUGCUAAUGUGAUGCUAUGUGAAUUAUCUGUCUGCAAAUAUCAACAGGAAAUAUUGAAUUAAUAAGUGUUUCCGUGAUACAUCAUUGGUAAAAAAUCUCAGUAUAGAUAUGAUAAAACAAAUCCAUAAACAAUGUGAUAUACCAGUGCGCUGACAUGCACCUUUAACCCAGUUAGAGAAAUAACAACCUUGUGAAAUUACUCAUUUCGAAAACCAAACAUGGAACAGUUGUUCAAGAGAUUCUGUGUCGCAAUAUUUCAUUAUCCCUAUAAAACUAAAUUUUACAUCUCUAGGUAUGCAUUAAAAGACACUCUACACAAUAGAUCAUUGGUAGAGAGUUCGCUUUGUUACCGGGAGGCCAUGACUUCGAGUCCCUCUUGUGUCAUGGCCGCUUCAAACCUAUGACGUUAAAAUAGGAAGUGAAUGCUCCUUUGCCAAAUGUUGGGUAUUUAGAAGUGAUAAUCAGGGUUCGUUCGGAUAUGACCUUCAAAACAGAGGUCCCGGGUCGUGUUAGGCGUUGGAACGUUAAAUAACCCUCAAUACGGCCCUGAAUACUAAGUAUAAGUCUAAAUGUGUGGUACUUUAGAUACAACUAGUGACAUCUCAUUAUGGAUGAAAAUUUCUCGAUGGAAAACAAUCAAUUAAACAAGAACAAUAAAUUGUAUAUGGUAAAAAGUUCCAUUGUUUAGUGAGUUCCCUAUGAUUGCUUUUGAAAACUUAUUAACACGGUUCCUCCCUCAUACAGAUAUCAGAAUCCCCCACUCCAUACUUUGAAACACAAUGCAAACUCCCCUGAAACACUCCACAAAAUAUUACGUCUUCCACAGAUGUAACACAUUAUAUAAAGUGUAUACAUUUCAUCAAUCUAUACUGUACCAGUAUUCAUGGUUAUAUCUGAAAAACAAGGGUUUUUUUUAUUUGGGUUUUUGUCUGGUUCAACACAUUUAUUCAAUUGUUUUAGUCAGGAUUUUUGACAACUGCCCCUGCAUCCCAACCUGACCAGCGGGUAUGGAGACUCAAUGCUAUUUACACAAAUACUCACUUUCACACUUAUGAUAGACUUUCAUACCAAGGAUAGAAGUAAAGAGUAAGAAGAUAGAGGGGAAAAUUACUCUUGCUGCUGAACAAAUGCAUACAAAUAAGGGGAAAAGAUUGCCAACAUAGGUUAUGUUGUUUUGUUUACCCUGUGCACAAUCUAAAAGUCUUAAAAUGUUGGUAUCAACAUCAGUAGAAAUAUAUAGUCAUGCACAAAUUAUACUGAUGUAAUGUACUAUCUGUGCCUAUAAUAUUCUUAUACACAAUGUAAUAUAUUAAAUCAUUCAUUCAGUUUUAAAACAAUUUCCAUUUUUCCUCAAAUUGUUCUCUGCAAAUUCUUCCCAAGAGCUAUGUGUCUUUCAAUAUAAUAUACAUUUAUCCAGAUAUUCUUAAAUUUUACUAGAAGCAGUGGACUUUCUUUAGAUUGAGAAGAAUAUAUAUAAUGUUUCAAAUGAAAAUUUAUGAUAUUAAUCAAUUCAUUCUUUGAACAGCCAAGUAAAAAUGCUUUCUUAUUUGUGACAAUAUCAAAUGUAAAAUAUUUUUUUUAAAAAACAUCUAUAAACAAUUCAUAAAAUAUUCUGCCCUUUUUCACACUCAUAUAGAAUAUGUUCUAGUGUUUCUUUUUCUCUAACACAAAAACUGCACAUGUCAUGAUUAUUUUAAUUGUUUUCAAGAAAGUAUUUGUAGUUAAUAUUCUUUGGUUUAUUCUAUAUUGUAACCACUGUAUUUUUCUAUCAUUUGUAAAGUUAAAAACAUUUAGAUUAUUUUUUUCCAUUCUUGGUCUGUAAUUUAAAAUUUUUGUUCCAUUUCUUUUGACCUGUUGGUGUUUCACCACUGUAAUUGUAAAUCUUGUAUAUUUUUAUUUCCAGCAUUUUUGUAUUGCUUGUAGGAGUUAUGAGAUUGAUCACUGUUCGUUAUCUUCAUCUUGCAUUAGCAAAGACAAAUGGUAAAAUAUGUAAUGGCAUAUGUUCAUCUUCUUUCCUCAAAUGAUUAAUAGCAACAUGUUUACAAUGUUUCUUAACUACUUGUAACACACUAACAAAUUAUAAAAAGAUUAUAUACACCCCAACAUAAGUAUUUGUAAAUUGAUCAUAUAAUAAAUAUGUUCCAUUUUCAUUUAUCAAUGAGUUUACCAAAAAUAUUUCAUUUCCGUACCAUGAUUUAAAAAAUAUUGUCAUUAUACCAUAUUACACUUUUAAAUAUAUCUUCAGUAGCAUUGUUUGUAUCAAAACAUAUGCAGAGUUUUUUCCAGGAUUUAAAAACAUCCAUCCAGAAAUGAUUGUUAAAGGUUUUAAUGUUUUUUAAUGCAAGAUUUGGUCCUAAUUUAAUUCUUUUGUAAAUAUCUAUGCUUGCUCCUAACAUUUUCUGCCACUUUGGUGUACUUGUAGUUUGUAAAAGUUUUUUUAUCCAUGAAUCUUCAUACUUUCAUCAAAUUUUUCAAUAUCUAUCAUUUUAAAAAACCCAUCUAUGUAUUCUUGAGUAACUACUUUUUUCUUAAUCUUAGCCGCAGGGCUUUUCCAUACAAAAUCAAAAAAUAAUUUAUUAACAAUUGAAAAACAAGUAGCCUGAUUGGUUAUUUCAUUAUUACGUCAUUACAAACGUCAUUAUGUGAGUACUUUCCCAUUAAGGAGAGUAAUUUUCUAUAUGGAAAUCACAUACCAUUUAUUCAUAGAUCUCUAUAGAUUUCUCCUGACACAUUAUUAGAUUAGCUAUAUGACGUCUGUCUAAACUAACAAGAUUCCUUUUCUAUAUGACUAUCUUUUCUAUAUCACUAUGAAGCAAUCCAUCAUUAACAAUAUUAACUGGUAGCCACACAUAAUGACAAUGAUAUGGAAAUAAACUUCAACAAUUUCAUAACGUUAGUAAAGGAAGUUACAGCAAACAAAGGCCUGAUAAGGAAGAUGAAAAUUAAUCUAAUCUUUUUUUUUUUUUUUUUUUUUUUUUUUUUACAUUUUAUAUGAUUAAAAGUUUCAACUGAAUUUAUAUUAGUAUUUGUGGAUGCAUAUAUUGAUGCUCAUUAAGACAUGUUUAUACCUGUGAUGUUCCGGUUGACUGAUGUAUUAUUGAAAUGUCUCUUUAACUGCGAUCUCCAUUAUGUAUCACCUGAGUGAGAGACUGGUGUGUGGAUACAUUAAGCAUUUAAAUCAUGCGUGAAUACUGGGGCCGUGAUUUCCAUCUCCAUGGGAACAGAUUACGUUAGUGGCUUCACAGUUUCAAAGCAAUAUGCGUGUACACCUUCGGCUUUUCUCGUAUUGAAAUAAAAGUAUCAUUGGGUUUACUUCGUUUUUAUCUUGUAACAACUGCACACACAAGGAUUGAACUAUAUGCACUUAUGGAACGUAGAAGAAUCCUGAUUUUAUCGCUUACACAUCGCAUAUUCUUGCUAAACUAGCUGCAUUGUAGGUUUAAAUAUCCGUGUUCAUUCAGUCGUAUCAGUCAUGUUUUUUACCUGUAAAAUGGCUCCGAUGACUGACGCUGCAUUUAAAUGCUUUGCUCUCUCUCUCUUUCUCUCUCUCUCUCUCUCUCUCUCUCUCUCUCUCUCUCUGUCUGAGACAUAAGCUAUGUUUAAGGUACCGUAUUACAGUAUAUCCUUCCUUAAAUCAUUUCGAUACGCAUCUAAUCAAAUUAACUCGCUGAAAUAUCGAAAUUACCGCAAACUCGAUGAUUAACAUAUUGGAUUUAAUUUAUAACAUAAAUCAAUAGAAACAAAAAUUCAUCAAAUGAUAUUGAAAAAUUAGAUCAUGAAUUAGUUACAAUUGAUCCAGACUUAUAUACUUUGAUAGCGAUGUUCAUCAAAAAAUUGUUCUUUGGGACUCGCCUAAAACACAUUCAGGGUAGAAUUACUACUAACAUAGAAUGGAAGCAGAUAUCGUUUUUGUUUUGAUAAAUCAAGAUAUGACCACUGUAAUGUAAACACUUUCAGCUUUCUGAAACAGUAUAACAUUAAGUACUUUGCGUUAUUUUGUAACCAUGGAAAAUUGGUUAAAUUGAAAAAUAUACAUGAUUUAUAGGGUAUGAUUUGUGUUAAAUUUGAUUACAUGUAUUUGUACAGAUCAUUUGCUUGGUCCAAUUAAAGAAAAGGUAAUUCAAUUUUUAUCUUAGUAUCACAAGCAUGUCAUACACUUUCUUUCAAAAAUUACAGUCUUGGAUUUGGUUGAAAAAUAACAAAAUAACAGAAGAAUUGUAUCAGCACCUAAGUGUGAUAUUUUCAGGGUUAUAGGAAUACUUUGCUUAAAAUAUUGUUAUUGGUUGUAUGCAAGGUGAAGAUAACGAACAGUGAUCAAUCCCAUAACUCCUACAAGCAAUACAAAAUAGAUAGUUGGGCAAACACGGACCCCUAGACACACCAGAGGUGGGAUCAGGUGCCUAGGAGGAGUAAGCAUCCCCUCUAUAUAUGGCAAUCAAUUUACAGAUAGAUUUCAAGUAUUUCAUCUGUUAACAAGUUAAUUCCAAUGAAGAUUUACUCCUUAUUAUCAGAUAAUUGGAACUUAGUGUGCAAAAAUGCUCACUGUUUGUAAAUUCUGUAUCCCUGUUUCUAGUAAGGACAGUUUUGAAAACAUUUAUUGAUGACAUAGAAUACAUUUUCUUUUCUUUUUUCUUGUUCUUCAGGACUUGAAAAAGUAAUAUUGCAAAGAGAUUUUGUAGUCAGGAGUAUUAUUACAAUCUUGUGUAUAGAGUUUUGUGUCAGUAGCCCUACAGAAUUAAAUGAAUGAAUUACAAUAUUCAGAAUCUUUGUUCUUGUCCCAAUUCUUUUUAGAAUAAGCCAACAUCCCACUGAAGGUGAGAAAUUCAGACUUUAAAACACAAUUUAUAAUGAUUUUAAUGUAACUUUGAAUGUACUUUUAAACGUAUGGAUUUGUUCAGCAACAUGGAUAAAGGUUUAGAGAUUGUUUGCUGCAUGCGUUUUGCACUUUGAUUCAGUUUGGUCCUAUUGCUUUACUAGGAGUACUGGCAGAAUAUCAAUAACUUCAUUCUCCUUAAAUACUACAUCAGUUAGAUUUCUUCACGCAUGGUAUAUCAGGUUGAUGAUCUACGCCAUUAAUAUUUGAAAUUGAAGUACAAAAAUUGUUAAGUAACACAACUUUAUCUAAAUCAGAUAAUAGCAGGGUUGCAUUGCCAUUAUCAUUAUCACACUUGUAUUGAAUGCAAUGUAUUUCACUCUUGGGUUUGUCAUGGAAAAUAAUCUUUCAACAAUUUCCAAUACACUUAUCUAAUAUUCCUAACAACAUCAUUUAAAUAAUUUUCUCUGUUGUUAUAAUAUAGUUUAAAAUAGCAAAUUUCUUCAUAUUUGUUAACUCUAUUUUUGAUUUUCCUGAAAAUUGCAAUGGUCGUAUUUUAAAAUUUAAACCAAAAUUUAAACAAUUUCCAAUACAGUUUAUUAUCAUUCCUACUAUCAUCAUUUAAAUAUUUUCUCUGUUUAAUGUCAUACCAAUUUGAAAUAGCACAUAUAACACAUGAAACGGAUGUGUUUCAUACCGAUUGUUAGGCUGUUCUUGACACACUGAUUUUGACUAAGGAUAAGUCCGAUUAACUAAUCAAGAUAUAGGGCUCACGACAGGUGUCACCGGUCGACAGGGGAUGCUUACUCCUCCUAGUCACCUUAUUCUACCUCUGGUGUGUCCAGGGGUCCGUGUUUGCCCAACUCUCUAUUUUGUAUUGCUUAUAGGAGUUAUGAGAUUUAUCGCUGUUCGUUAUCUUCACUUUUCAUAUGUUAACUCUAUUUAUGAUUUUCCUGAAAAUUGCAAAAUCUGAUUCUUUUCAUGUAAUGAAAGGUGAAGAUAAAGAACAGUGAUCAAUCUCAUAACUCGUUUAAACAAUACAAAAUAGAGAGUUGGACAAACACAGACCCCUGGACACACCAAAGGUGGGGCCAGGUUCCUAGGAGGAGAUUCUUUCAGAACCUAUUACAUGUACGUUUGUAUUUUCGUAACUACGAGUCCAUUCAAGGUUUGUCGUUGGGUCUUAUUGUGACAGUUGUUUCAGGUAUACUUUCUUUGGUAAAUAACAUGACCUGUUGAGUGACAAUCUCUGUAGCUGAAUUCCUACUUUCAGACACAGAUAAAAUUGUUUCCAAAUUGUUAAGUUGAUCAAAAUGCAUUCUUACAGAUCCCAACGUUUUGUUUAUACGACACAUUUAUGUUAACAUUUCGUUCAAUAUAUAUGCAAGUUACCUUGUGAUUGUUGAGCAAAUGAUCAAAGCUCAUAUUUCAUGAAUCGUGCACUAUCAAUACUGGAGUUCACUUACAAGAAUUGGGUCGACAAGUGUUCCACGUUUAUGGGCUCUGUAUUUUGUCUGAAAGGCGAACGCUAUUUAUGGUGUUAUAUUUCAUGUGUGUUUAAAAAUUUUUAAAUAACUUAGGAUCACAAUAUUACUUGAUAAAUCACUGGCUUAAUCAACCGACCAUGAAAAGGUUGGCCAUUAAUACAUUAUCUGAUUUGAGAGGACAGUAAUUGCAACAUACGACCUCCAAUAGGUUACUAGAUGGGUGUGCUAUUUCUAUUUAUAUACAUUCUGUAUCAGUAGUUUCAAAAUCCUCUUGGUGAUUAACAUUCAGAGAAUUUGAAACCUAUAUCAGAACACAUCUUCCAUUUCAGUGCAACCAUACCCUUAUCCUUCUAUCACCCAUACCCUUACAUCUAUUAAACAGAUAUUGGUAUUUUAUGACUUUAAUGCAAGUAUUUCAUUGUUCAUAACGCUAUUUAAUUGAUUAAAGAGACGCACUUUACAAUUUUACAAAUGUGGUAUAUACAUGUAAUUGUAGGUGGGUGUAGUAAUUGGUGUUACAUGGUAUACUUUGGGCACAUAUGGAAUACAUAAAUGCAAAAAGAAUUAUCAGUCAUGUGUUUAAAGUUACAUAUAUUAUCAUAGAUUGUAUUGGGAAAUAGCAGAGGAAAUGUGAGUUGAAAAAAAUGAAUUUCAUGGCAUUUUUUCACUUCUGAAACAAAAUUACGACUUUGUUGUCUAAGUUGAAUGCGUCCCCUGAAAUCCUCCUCUCAGAAGACAUUUUGUUUAUACUCUCAAUGACUACAUAAACAGUACUCAAACCCGCAACACUCGAGUUUUACAUUGCAUGAUCAACUUCGGUUACAUUACGCAACUAUGCAUGGUGGUUUACAUUUCGUUUGAUAAACAGUACCACACGGACGAAACAUUUGAUCUAAUAUUUUUCAUUGACGUAUACCACAAGACACUUUCGGAACACCUUUUUGUUUUCCCGCUAUUCUAUGACGUUGUAAACAAAAUCCGAAAAAUAAAUUUACCUGACAAUACGCAGUUUUCAUUGAUCACGUGAUUGCUACCCAUCGUUACCUUACAGAAGCUAUCUCCCGUGUUUAAAAAACUUCAUUUGUUGCAAAUUACGGACAUGUACCUCUAAAACUAAUUUAUGACAAUACGUUCUUGAUGUGUGUUGCCUCAUGUGUGGUUAAUUUUAGCCUCCAUGCUCGGGUACAUGUCACGACUGCGCAUGUUCAUUCUAUUCUUUGUGGAUAUUCCAUUCAAAGUCGUCAAGAAAACUUCGAUCCAAAAUCCAAUCAUCGUACAGGAGAAUUCCAACAGGAUAGCAUAGUUAUUUGUACAGGAGCUUGGGUGGCUUCUUUCACCAGAGAUGACAAACUCCAGCCCCUGGAGGCGGUCUGUUUUGGUAGCCUUACUUGUAGCAUUGAUUAUAGUUAUUCAAGUGCUCGUAUUUUUUGUGUACCAAUCAGACAGAACACUCACUAGAAAAGUGCAACCAUCCCAGUCAAAUAAAAAACUUUCUAGAAACACAUUAUCAGACUUUGAUAUGGAGACCAAUUCCAAUACACAGAACAGAAGCGAGGAGCUGAAAAUACUUUGGUACAAUAUUCCAUUUUACUUAAGACCACAUGUGAACCUCUUCAAAUUCAAACCAUGUACGUGCAAGUGUUCAAUUUCAGUGCAAGACAGCGACCUCGCCAAAAGCGAUGUCGUAAUAUUCACCCAAUCAUACAUGCCGCACGAUCCACCCCCAAAAGAAAAGCACCAUGUCUGGUGUUUUAACACAAUGGAAAAUCUCGCUUUCGCUAUUAAACCAGGACCUCUUUGGAUGGAUAAAUUUGAAUGGAUAAUGUCGUACCGUAGAAAUUCCGAUAUUUCCAGACCCUACGGAAUUAUUAGAAAACGUGAAAAACCCGUCCAAAGAGAUUAUUCACAAGUGUUUAAACAGAAGACCAAACUUGGUGUGUGGAUGUCUGGUCACUGUCCCGUGCCUUCUAAAAGAAAACCUUACAUUCAAGAACUGAAAAAUUUUAUGGAGGUCGACAUGCACGGAUCCUGCGGGAUGGGCACCUGUAUCAAAAGAACGCCAUUCGUUACACAGUGUGUACGGAACUUUUCGAGGGAUUAUAAGUUUUAUUUUGCUUUUGAAAAUAAUAUAUGCCACGAUUACACAACUGAGAAAUUCUACAAUUUCUUCAGUACCGAAAAUUUGAACAUUGUUCCAGUGGUUAAUGGACCAUCGAUGGCGAGUGACUAUCUCCCUAAAGGCACAUUUAUAAAUGCUUUAGAUUUCCCUUCGCACAAAGACUUGGCUAAGAAGUUAAAAGAAAUAGGAUCCAAUGAAACUGCUUAUACACAAUUUCUGAAAGAAAAGGACAAAUAUUACGCUUUAACGGAACCAGAGGUGUUCCGAGAAGCAAUGUGCGAUAUAUGUGAGAAAAUACACAGAGGAGGACGGAAAAUUCCCAACAGAGAAAAUUUCUGGGAGUUUCAUUAUAAAGAUACUUGCUAACAUGAGUUUGUAUGAAAUAGUUUUUAUAACACCUUGCUUAUAAGCAAGAAUAAAUAAGUAAUUUUGAA